AUGAGGUGCAUGCACCUGGACGACGCCUUGGGCGGAUACGGCCUGCACACGUCGUUUCCUGAACUCGGUCUCGAGAAGGGCUACAGGCUCAUAGAGGACGGCAACUUGCACGACGUUCAUGCCCUCAAAGACGCAGAUGUUCCGAUCGACCUUACAUUUUUCAACACAACUGUAAAUAUGGGGUUGAACCUCAUAUGCCCUCUCUUUCGGAUUGCAGGGUUUACAUACUCAAUGAUACACUUGGACGCUAUGCACAUCCUAGAUCUGGGAACCAGCCAGUACCUCAUCGGGGCCAUUUUUCUUCUCAUGGUGAAGAAGAACUUUGCUAGGCGAUUGAGGGUCUUCUACAAGAUGAACCCCAGAACUGGUAGUGGAGUUAGGUCAAGGAUCGACAAGAUCAGCCUGAAGAUGUUUUCUAAGGGACGGUUGCAGGCGAAGGCGGCAGAGACAAAGCAUCUUCUGCCAUUCGCGCAGCUGCUUCUGUCAGAGAACCAGUCCCUCCUGUCUGAUAAGGACAAGCUGCUGAAUAUGGCGUGCACUGAGCUCGUCAAACUGCAUGACGUCAUGGCAGCGAAUCCUCGGGUCAUGACCGAGAGCGCCGCUAAGAGCCUCCAGCGACACAUGUUGCGUUUUUUACGGUUUUGGCACAGCUGGGGGGGACACGUGGUGUUCAAACACCACAUGUCGGUGCACCUUGUUGCGAAUGCUUUGAAGCAUGGCAACCCAAAGUUUUACACGUGCUACCCCGACGAGCGGUUCAACCGAGUCAUGGGGCGCGUUGCAAAGUCAGUGCACGGUGGUUCUACGUUUUACAGCACAAUGCUGGGAAAAAUUAUUCCUUCGCGGUGCUGA
This is a messenger RNA of Prorocentrum cordatum, 852 nucleotides long. The record is from the annotation of a GenBank genome assembly. NCBI's taxonomy places the organism in Eukaryota, Dinophyceae, Prorocentrales, Prorocentraceae.